Ilex paraguariensis (yerba mate) is the source of this 1257-nucleotide messenger RNA. The record is from the annotation of a GenBank genome assembly. NCBI's taxonomy places the organism in Eukaryota, Viridiplantae, Streptophyta, Magnoliopsida, Aquifoliales, Aquifoliaceae.
AUGACGAUUAUGUCGCUGCCCAACGAGUUCAUGGGUCUCGGUGCUCACCAUUCCAUCCACCCCGACAACGUCGCUUCUCUGGUCAUCCCAUCGGCGCAUUCUAAUUCGAAUUUCGCCUCCACUCAGGCAGCCAAUAAUGUGGCUCAGUUUUGUGGCACCGGUUUCUUCCCCAACACACUCGGUUACGAGUUACCAUUUAUGAAUGCGCAGCAGCGUCCAGCUCAUUUCAACUCGCCCUUCCUGCAGCAAAAUAAACAUCAACCAGAAGUCUCGUCUAAAGAUGAAAUUGCGCAACUGGCUGUUAAUCGCACCAAUUCGUUCAACAAUGACGUUUCGGCGCAGUCUGCCUACUGGCCUCGUCAGGCACAAGUUAAUCCGUUUGGCUUUUUAUCACACGAAAUCCCCCAAGUCGAAGAGAAGUCUGCGUACGAUAACGUGCUGAGUGCUCAUUACCUUGCGCAGACCCUCAAUAUGAAUCAGAUGUCCGAUAACGAUAAAAAAGCGCAGCCCAAAAAGGAUUCACCGAUGAAAAAAGUGCCUCAGUCGUAUACGCAGCAGAAGUCGAUGGCAGACAUGAAAAUGUUUCAGAUGCAAGACGAGAUGGGCUAUCGAAACGGUGUGCUUCCCAAGUUGGACCAAGGUAAGCUGACGAACUACAAAAAAAUGGCCAAUGAGGUGGUCAGUGAAAGUGCUGCAGCUCGUGACUAUCGUACCUUCAAGACGGAUGCUGUGUUUAACGUAGCCUCACCUGUGGUUCGCUACACUGGUAAGGGAUCGAAACAGUUUUCACAGAAAGCUGCGAAAGCUGUCUCUGCUGUGCCUCCGAUAAAGAACCAGCGUGGUGUCAGCUGCUCUCCUCUCAUGGCGCAGAAAAUGGACUUUCAUCGAGAUGAUAGUCGAUCUUCACCUUUAAGUUCGGAUGACAAUAUGAGCGAGCAGAUGAGGUACUCGUCACCGAAUAGCAUCAAGGACGAUGCUGUCUAUCAUAGCAUGAACACCAUGAAUAACGUUUGUCAUUCGACUCUGCCAGUUAUUCCUAAUUAUCGUGAUCAUCAGGAUAUGAACUGCCACAUGAAUGGCAACAAGAACAAAGUUACCAACCAGUUCGCCAAGUUACCAACAAACGCUUCCAAUAACGGCGCCGUUGCCACAGACACGAGUCAGCUCAAUCGUAAAGCGUCUUUCACCUCACCCUAUACCUUGUUCAAUAAUCAGCUGCAGGCAAAGCCGGACAAGCCUGAACGGGUUGAACCUCAG